AUGGGCGAGAAAGACUUUUGGUCCACCGAGACCUACGAAGCAGUUGCUUCCUUUGUGCCUCACUUUGCAGACACUCUAGUCCAGAGCAUAGAGUUCAGCCCUACUGAUCGGGUCCUGGAUAUUGGAUGCGGUGAUGGGAAAUUCACCACCUCUUUUUCUCCCGUAGUGGGAUAUGUGAUGGGAGUUGAUUCUUCCCCGGCAAUGAUUGAAGCUGCAAAGAAACUGGACUACGGAGGAGCAGUCACGGACUUCAGAGUUGUCGAUUGUCGGCUCCUGAAUAAGGAGGUUGAUAUUGUCAAUGGCAACUGGGAUAAAGUAGCCUCUAAUGCUGCCUUGCACUGGGUUCUGAGAGAUCCAACCACCCGUGUCUCUACACUGGAGACAGUGUUCCGCUCCCUCAAACCAGGAGGCACAUUUUUCUUCGAGAUGUGUGGAUUCGGCAAUGCACCUGAAAUGGUCACAUCAUACAUCUUUGCACUUGUGAACCAUGGGAUUCCAAUCGAAAAGGCGGAGGAAAUGUGCCCCUGGUUCCAUCCCUCCGAUGACUACAUGAAGGGUCUGCUAGAAGACAUUGGCUUCCAGGUUCAGAAGAUAGAUCUGAAGCCGAAGCCUCUGAAGAUGAAUCCUGAAAUUAAUGGUGGGCUUGAAGGAUUCAUGGGGCUUCUUGGGGCUCCAUGGUUGGAUCUCCUAGACACGGAAGAGAAGAAGAAAAGUGCUUUGAAGCAAAUGUGCCGCAUGCUGCGACAUGGUACCACGAAGGAAGAUGGGAGUCAGUGGAUUACUUAUUAUAGCUUGAGAUGUGUGGCUGUUAAGCCUCUGUCUUAG
This is a messenger RNA of Penicillium subrubescens, 825 nucleotides long. Its product is annotated as class I SAM-dependent methyltransferase. Gene Ontology annotation, molecular function: S-adenosylmethionine-dependent methyltransferase activity. Lineage: Eukaryota; Fungi; Ascomycota; Eurotiomycetes; Eurotiales; Aspergillaceae. The transcript is spliced from 3 exons. The record is from RefSeq and is a predicted model, not a curated record. The coding region runs from base 1 to 825 and encodes 274 amino acids.